Amphibalanus amphitrite is the source of this 1487-nucleotide messenger RNA. RefSeq names its product protein C1orf43 homolog. The transcript has 5 exons. The record is from RefSeq and is a predicted model, not a curated record. Lineage: Eukaryota; Metazoa; Arthropoda; Thecostraca; Balanomorpha; Balanidae. Bases 358 to 1026 code for a protein of 222 amino acids.
GAAAGAUGGAUUUAUUUUGGGAUUUUCUUGGUAAAAAUGUGAGAUAAAGCUUGAUUAUACAGGAGCCUUACAGGUGGCGUUUCCAUUAAUGUGUUAAUUGUUUAUGCUUUGACAGACACCAGUCACACAUUUUUGGGUAUGGCAACUAGAAAUUCAGUUCAAGUUUGUGAAAUUAAAAUAAGUUAGGUAUCAGCUAUAUAGAAAAGCUGACGAUUAAUAGAGAUUUUAAAUCGAUUUUGAACUGCGAAUAACAAUGUGCAAUGUGCAGAUCAAGGUGAUGGCAAUUGACAUGACACUCAAUAUGCCAGGUUAUAAAAGAAAUUAUAUCUGAAGUGUCAGGAUCAAGCUGAAUAAAGUAUGGCAGACACCAAGGAGCUUCCUGGAGUUUUGGUUGUUAUUUUUAUUGCUGGGGGUGUUCUGGCAUUCUUGGUUGUGUUUAUUUUUGGAAAAAGGCAAAUUCAGAGGUUUGCUUUGAAAAAUCAAAAAGGUCCUCAUGUACCAGUUGGAGUAGAUGCCAAGAAGACGUUGAAGCGCGAGAUCGAGCGGCGCCUGGACCGCACCGCCGACGUGGUGUCGGAGCCGCUGCUGCUCUGUCCAGCCGUGUCGCCCAGUGAGCCGUUCUACUAUCGCAUGAAGGCUGUGGACGACGCGCGUCGACUCGAGCUGGAGGUGGCAGAGUGGAGCGGCGUGCGCCGGCCUCCCACCGACACGGUUCGCCGCUUCCUGAUGUCGCUGUGCGGCACCCUCCUGUCGCGCGCCGGUCCGCGGGUCAUACAUGAGUUCUGUGACCACUACGAGCUGGCGCGGUACGAUCCGGCUGAGUUCGGGCAGCGGCAGUACGAGCAGCUGGCCAGCCGACACGCCGUGUUGCUGGACAGCCUGCACUCGCACAGCAACAUUGGCAGUUCGCAGCGCUCCACUCCGCGGACCAGGACCGACCCGGAGCUCACAGAGGUCCGUGGCGCCGGGCACCGACGGCCCCACUCGCUCUCCGUCAACAAAAGGGGCUCAGAGACCCCCGUCUAACGGGUUAUACAGUUACACUGCAGCGCCGCGGCCUGACGUCUGUCUGGUACAGCGCUAGUGUCGGCUAUCGUCGCCAGACUGUGCUAGGUGAAGAAACUGAGAGCCCGGGGCCGCUGCGAGGCGAGGUGUGUACUGUGAUCUGUGCUUGGAUGCAGACAGAAUGAGUAGCUUUGGCGAAGGUGCAGCUUACUGUGAUUGCUGUAGGUAAACGCUCGAUGACGGGUGGGCGUAUGUUUACGACUGACCUUUUCUCAAUUUCUGUUUGGCUGUCGUGCCGUUGCUUCUUCAAACUUUACGGUCAAUGCGUCAUUGGUUAACCCAAUAUGUUUAUUCGCCAUUUGCUGUUGCCCGAAAUUCCAACCCUUUAUUCAAGGUCAAAAUUUUCCGCCAUUUGUGUUUAUAAGUCAGUGCGAUGAUAUCAUAGCAUGUUUCAAAAUCAUUUCGCCAACGUUCCAGAUUGU